Messenger RNA from Dioscorea cayenensis subsp. rotundata (Guinea yam), 672 nucleotides. RefSeq names its product agamous-like MADS-box protein AGL80. Gene Ontology annotation, molecular function: RNA polymerase II cis-regulatory region sequence-specific DNA binding; protein dimerization activity; DNA-binding transcription factor activity, RNA polymerase II-specific. The record is from RefSeq and is a predicted model, not a curated record. The coding region runs from base 1 to 672 and encodes 223 amino acids. The transcript is spliced from 2 exons. Lineage: Eukaryota; Viridiplantae; Streptophyta; Magnoliopsida; Dioscoreales; Dioscoreaceae. Gene Ontology annotation, biological process: positive regulation of transcription by RNA polymerase II.
AUGGCGAGGAAGAAGGUGAAGCUGUCAUGGAUAUCCAAUGACUCUGCAAGGAAAGCCACCUUGAAGAAGAGAAGAAAGGGGAUGCUGAAGAAGACCAAAGAGCUGAGCGUCCUCUGUGACGUCAAGGCCUGUGCCAUCGUCUACAGUCCAGACGAGUACAGGCCGGAGGUUUGGCCACCAGAGCCUGAAAGGGUCAUGCGUGUGCUGUCAAGCUUCAAGAGCCUCCCUGAGAUGGAAAAGAGCAAGAAGAUGCUGAAUCAAGAAGGGUUCCUGCGUCAACGCAUCAGCAAGACUCAAGAACAGUUGCAGAAGCUGGAGAAGGACAACAGGGAGUCCAGGACAAAGCUAUUGAUGCUGCAAGGCUUGGAUGCUCCUCUUCCUGCUGCUGCUGCUGCUGCUUCUUCUGCUGUCAUGGGACAACAAGAGAUGGUUCAAACACCUGCAGAUUGGUACAUGAACGUGAACCCGAUGAUGAUGAUGAUGACCAUGAACAACAACCAUCCUAAUGACAUGAUCAAUCCUCCUCCUCUACUUCCUCCUGCUCCUCAUCGUCAUCAAGUUGCUCAAGAGAAUGUAGCCAACGUUGCAGCCCCCAUGCAACACAACCAGUACGCUGGUCAUGAUGAGGACCAGUAUGUUGACCCCUUCCUCGACUCCUUCUUCUCUCCAUAG